This is a messenger RNA of Penicillium pulvis, 1387 nucleotides long. Its product is annotated as SHNi-TPR domain-containing protein. The record is from RefSeq and is a predicted model, not a curated record. The coding region runs from base 1 to 1374 and encodes 457 amino acids. Gene Ontology annotation, molecular function: histone binding. Gene Ontology annotation, biological process: DNA replication-dependent chromatin assembly; CENP-A containing chromatin assembly. The transcript is spliced from 2 exons. Gene Ontology annotation, cellular component: nucleoplasm. Lineage: Eukaryota; Fungi; Ascomycota; Eurotiomycetes; Eurotiales; Aspergillaceae.
AUGGAUUCCAUCAACACAAUGACUGAGAAGCAAUCAAGUCCUCCUGCCCAGACUGAGGCUGUUCAUGACAAGCAAGCCCAGCUGAAAGAUCUGAUCGCACGAGCUGCCGCUAAGGAUGCGACAAAAGAUCAUAACACCGCUUCAGAACUCUAUUCCCAAGCCACCGAAUUGCAGGCUGAAUUGAAUGGCGAACUCUCACCGGAGAAUGCGAAUUUACUCUACGCCUACGGAAAAUCUCUUUACAAUGUCGCAGUGAGCAAGAGUGAUGUGCUCGGAUCUAAGGUUGCUGGAGAGCCUCAAGCUCAACCCAACAAAGCCCCUUCAGCGCAUGCUGGUUCUGCCGGAUCAUCUGGCACUGGAAGUAACCCAGUCCAGGAUGCUAUUUCUAAUGCCAUGACCAAAAAACCUUCGUCCGUUCAAGGUAAAAAUGAACAGGCCGAAGUUGCGCAGUCGAAGCCCUUCUUUCAGUUUACUGGCGACGAGAAUUUCGUCGACUCUGAUGAGGAGGAGGAGGAGGAGGAUGCCGAGGCCGUAGAUGAAGAGGAUGAGGAUGAUUUCGCCAAUGCUUUCGAGGUUUUGGAUUUGGCGCGUAUUCUCUACCUGAAAAACCUCGAGGUCGCAGAGAAAAGCGACAACGCCAAGGGCAAAUCAACUGAGCUAUCGACAGAAGUGAAGCAUAUCAAAGAACGACUGGCCGAUACAUACGACCUUCAGGCUGAAAUUUCCCUGGAAGCAGAGAGGUUCAGUGAUGCGGUGACUGAUUUGCGAACUGCGCUUGCUUUGAGAUAUUCCUUGUUCCCGUUCGAAGAUCCCUCAGUUGCCGAGUGCCACUACAAACUUUCCCUUGCUCUCGAAUUUGCAUCAGUUCCGCAAGAGGAUGAAGACGGGGAGAAGGACAAAACGGUGGAUGAGGAAAUGCGAAAGGAAGCUGCGAUUCAAAUGGAGCGUGCCAUUGAGAGCUGUAGGGUUCGAAUGACCCAUGAGGAGGAGAAACUAGAGGCCGCUAAGGACAUGGAUGAAGACAAGGUGACUGCCUCAAAGAGGAAAAUUGCAAAUGUCAAAGAGAUCAUCGCAGAUAUGGAGCAACGACUGAUCGAUCUACGACGCUCCCCUGCGUCUGUUGACCAGGGCAAUCAGGAGAAUGAAGCCUUUCUCAAAGGUAUUCUCGGCCAAAUCGUGGGUCAGUCUGCCAAUGAUCAGAAGGCUCGACUGGAUUCUGCCAGCAAGGAAGCAACCGAUCUUUCCUCGCUAGUUCGUCGAAAGCCUGCAACUCAGCCUGCUUCGCAAUCUACGGCAUCUAAACGCCCCGUUGGAGAUGCUCCCUCUGAGAGUGGCUCGAAACGUACACGCGUGGAUGAUGCUCCCUCUUCAUGAAUGCAAUUCUGAC